Rotaria sp. Silwood1 is the source of this 4686-nucleotide messenger RNA. Lineage: Eukaryota; Metazoa; Rotifera; Eurotatoria; Philodinida; Philodinidae. The record is from the annotation of a GenBank genome assembly.
AUGCUGAUCAAAGAGUCCUACAAAGUAUUACAUGGUACACAACUUGUAGAAGGUUUAAUGAAUUCACGAAUACAUAAAACUUGUUAUUGGAAAUAUUAUCGUCAUGCUCGUAAACCACUUGCUGAUGUAACAAAUCAUCAUUCAUCAUCAUCGAUUUCAAAUACCUUCACAAAUACUGGUUCUACCAUUAACGCUGUUAUCAAUACAAGUAAUGGAAUCAAUGUUGAUAUAUUGCCAUCACUAUCCGCUACACAAGUAUCAUCUGACAUACAAUCAUCAGCAACAGAAUCAUGCGAAACAAUUUUUCAACAAAAUUAUUCAAAUCAACUUGAUAUAUCUGUAGAAACUACUUCUCCUCUGUUUAUAACGUUAUCAUCGUUGAGCGAAGAAAUAAAUGAUAAGGUACAUUCAUUACCGUCAACAUCCGAAAAAAAAAUUGCUCCAGAUAUUGAUACAUUACCAAUUGAAAUAGAUUCAAGUAACUUAGUUAGCAAUCGAAAUGAAGUAUUUCAAUCAAAUGAGGAUUCGGAACUAUUCAUAACUGAUAGGAAUGAUGAUUGUGAACAAUUCAGUGACUUUUUACCAUUGAUUGUUGAAAACGUAACACCUUUAAUCCAUUCGACACCCAUUCUUUUAGACCAUGAAACAACUUUAUUGGAUCGGUCUUCUCGUAGUGUUGGUCGUUCAGCAGGUGUUAAAAAGAGUGCUGAUCAACUUACAUCAUCAUUGACAAAUAACAUGAAAUUUUGCCUAUAUCAAAAUAGCUUUGAUGAAUUAUGUGGUUGGUUAAAAAAUUUAUUACAAUCAGGUCUAUUAAUAUCUAUGAUUAAUGUUCAAGAAAAAUAUAGAGAACUUCUUCGAUCAAGGAAUGAAACAAUUACAGAAUCAAUACUUCGUACUACUUCUAUUCGAGAUCGUCUUAAAACAAAAUUUGGAGAAAAAAUAUUGUUCACCAAGACCAAUAAAUCACAAGGUGUAUAUGUCUGUUGGAAUAGCAUGUCGGAAAUUACGCAUUCCAUUUUGACGAAUAAUACCGUUCUUGAUUAUGAUGAUGCGAUUGAAUCGAAUCGUAUUUACAAAACUCGAAACAUUUGCGAAGAUAAACAACCAUUAUGUGAAAAGCUAAUUGAAGCCAUAGGACUUUUACGUGAAGCCAUGCAAGAAAAUUUACAUUAUUUAAAAAAAGUUCAACAAAAUCAUGAAUCAUUAGCUCAAAUUACUUCUGAUUUAUUUUGGGAUUGUGCUUCACUAAUCAUCAAAAACUUUAUCGGUUUGUUGACAUCAGCAGAACGUGAUUUUCAAUCUUUUAGAAAAGACUAUCAAUUUUACAAGUUAUAUGAUGAAGAUAUAUUUAAAUCAUCUGAAAAAUCACUAAAAAUUUCAUCUAUAGUUUAUGAUAUUAUAGGUGCACGAUACAGUCAUUUUGUAACACAUAAACAUAUAUUACUCGGUAAUGAAAUAUUCCACCAUGUUCGAUCAUCUCAUUUAUUGAAUAUAAUGAAUAGAUUUGGGCAUACAUGCUCAUAUGAGACAAUGGUUCGAUUACAAAAAAAAGCAGCUGAUGCAAUUGCAUCCUUGUCUCCAACAGCACUACCACCAUCUGUAAAACAAGAACACUCAUUUGCAAUAGCAAUUGUUGAUAAUUUUGAUUUAAAUAUCGGAACAUUACAUGGUGAAAAUAGCAUUCAUAUUUUAAAUCGAAUAAUUAUACAAACACCAAAUCCUGAAGAACUUUUAUGUGAUGUUAAUCAAUGUUUAGUUGAUUUGUGUAGUCGUGUGGCAGCAGCUAUAGAAAAUACAGAUCAUGAUGCAACGCAUAGUGAUCAUGUACAAGACACGACGAGAUCAACAGCCCAAAUAAUUAAUAAAAUGGAAUACAAGCCAUAUAAAGAUAAUUCUUAUGAUGCUAUAUUGUUGUCAUAUAGUUUAAUGAAAUAUGCUUUUGAUCAAAGCAAUGAUCUUACUAAAAUCAUAGAUAGUCACAUGCAAAUUAACUUGCCAUUAUUAUCUGGAUUUUUGGCUUCAUUCAUUGAAAAUAUGCAGCGUCCAUUAUCAAAAAUAACCUUUUUGCCGCCAAUAAAUCAGGAUCCAAGUUCAUUAUCAGCAUCAAAAUUGUGCAUGGCAUCGAUUAAAACAGCUUUAAUUGAUUCUGGUUUCCAAAAAGAAGUAGUGAUCGUAGCAGAUGAAAAAAUUUACAGCCAAUGCAUAAAGGUGAAAAGAGAUAAUAAUAUUGAUAAUAAUAUGAUCUUUGUUUAUGCCGGUGACUUUCAUAUUAUGAAAAACUAUUUGAUUGUCAUAUGGGAUGUAUUGAAUGGAAGUGGUAUUGAAGAUAUUUUUGCAUGUAUUUAUAAAGGAGCAGCUCAUCGAGCAGCCAUGAAUGUUCAUAAUUUCAAUAGCUCAUUGCGUUGCUGCAAACUCCUAUAUUCAGCAUUAUCAAUAUUGUUCAUUGAAUCAUUCAUAAAGACAUCAUUAUCAUCAUCUUCAACAGCAAUAGCUGUUGAUAAAUUAAAACAAAUUUUAGAAGCUGUACCAUCAGAUUAUGCUACAAAUAAAGAAAAACAAUCUUGGUUUGUUUCAUUAGUAGAUGAGAUCAAGAAUAUACAGUUACUGGAUAUCAUAAAUCAAUGGGCAAGUGAACAAUGUGAAAAAAAUUUGGUAUUUAAAUUUUGGUAUUUCGUAUAUCGACAGUUGUUAGAACCUCUAAUAUUAUUGUACAUGUCAGUCAGAUUAUCAAACUUCAAUGGAAGAAACGCUGCAUUGUCAUUGAUGGGACCAAUAUUUUUUUCUACUAAUCAUCGUAAUUACGCAAGAUUAGUAGUGCAACAUUUAUUAGAUCUACAAUCAGCUUCAAGCUAUUUACGUGAAAAUUUGGAAAAAUUUUUCACUGUUAAUCGUUCAAAUAGACCAUUCUCAGCUAUUGCAUUAGAUCAGGCGAUUGAAUGUUCUAUAAACAAAUAUGGAAAAGGCCGAGGUGGCAUAUCUGGUAAAUUUAGUGCACAAUUAAUUGAUAUUUGGUGUCAAUCGUUUUCAUAUCGAUCAACAUUAUCAUCAAUCACCAAUGAUAUUGCAUCUUUAGAAAGAAAAAACAACUCCGUUGAAGCUCAUAUCGAGUGUUCACCAAGUCGAUUGGUACAAGAUAAUAAAGAUUUAUGCAUAAUUAUAAAGAAAUUAAAAGAUGAAAAUAUAUUUAUAUAUCCAAAUGAACGUGUAAGAAAAAUCAUGAAUGGUAAAAUUAUUCAUCAUAAAAUAAUCGAAAAUAUUGUAACGAUGUACGAUCGUGGUUCAGAAAAAAUGUAUUUAUUCAUUCAAGAGCGAUACAUUGACCAUUCGCUUAGUAUUGAUCAUCGUUUAUCUGCCAUGCCUCGUCUGGAAUUAUGUGAUGAGUUUCAAGAAGAUGGACAACAUAUUUUAAUGAAAAAACGAAAAAAUAAUGAUAAUAAUAAGAUAUUUAACAAAAUGAGUUUGGAUUUGGAUUUACUAUUUGGCUGUGAGUUUGCACCUGUGCCAUUCGCCUUAUGUGACAGUCAAAAUUUCAAUCUUUUAAAUCAACAGCAAAAAUCUGAUGUAAUUAAGUUUUUUGAAGAAGAAUGUUCCGCAGCUUUUACAAUGAAUAAUCCAACUAUACAUGGUGGUAAAUAUGCAUUAAUAAUAGACGGUGGUCCAUUGUUAGAAAUAAAACCAACUAAAACAAAUUCUACUAUCUUGGAUUAUGCAAAGCAAUUAUUAUUGAAUAAUAUUGUACCUGAAUUUCAACGUUAUGAUCGAAUAGAUAUUAUUUUUGAUUCUUGUAAAAGUAAGAAAAUAAAAUCAUUUACGAAACGCCAUCCGUAUGAAGACAAGGAGCAACAAGACUAUGAGUUGAAGAAGACAGAUAUUUUGGAUUCGACUAGAUUUCAUAGUUUCGUUCACAGUAAUCGAUCCAAAUUAGCCUUAAUGGUUCGUGCAUGUUGGUCAGAAGACCAAUUAAUUAACCUUUUACCUGCGAGAAAACGUUUAGUAAUUGCUGGUCCACAAAAUGAAGCAAUUAAAUUAAUGAAGGAGAGCACAUUAUUAUCAUCGUGUUCAUGUGAAGUAUUACUUGAGUUAGAAAGUAAUCACAUAGAAGCAGACACUCGCCUCUUCUUACAUGUAUAUGAUGUUCAAGUUGACAAUAACGAUGAAGAAAUGUUUGAAGGUGUUGUUAUCCAAAGUAAUGAUACAGAUGUUAUUCUACUUUCAAUUUCACAUAACAAAAUUGUUAAUUUACCACAGUUUUACAUUAAAAAAUUCAAUAAUUCUGCCAAAAUUUCUACAUUUAUCAAUGUGAAAAAAAUUGGUCAGUUCUUAAAAUCAAAAUGGCAUAUUGAUGAACCAAGUGUUCUGCUUACUAUACAUUCAAUAUCUGGAUGUGAUACAACAUCUUUUAUUCGUUUUAUUACAAAACGAAGUUUAUUUUUAACAUAUUUAUCAAAUGCUAAUCAAUUUAAAGAUUUACUUCAAUUUGGGUCAAGUCCAACUGUUAAUUACGAAUCUAUUCAAGCAGCUGAAAAACUUGUGUUGCUAUGUUAUUCUAAUAAAUCAUCUGUAUUUCGAUCAAUAGAGUUAAUGGGGAAUUUCAUUUUGCGGCAAAUUCGAAUUAAUCCACAUCUUCCUAUCCGAAUUCAGCGAACAUAUAGAUGCUAUGGACAAGCGAAAUAUAUGAUUUAA